Messenger RNA from Calidris pugnax (ruff), 5088 nucleotides. RefSeq names its product cyclin-dependent kinase 18 (gene CDK18). The record is from RefSeq and is a predicted model, not a curated record. The transcript is spliced from 16 exons. Bases 471 to 1892 code for a protein of 473 amino acids. Lineage: Eukaryota; Metazoa; Chordata; Aves; Charadriiformes; Scolopacidae. Gene Ontology annotation, molecular function: protein kinase activity; ATP binding. Gene Ontology annotation, biological process: protein phosphorylation. Gene Ontology annotation, cellular component: cytoplasm; nucleus.
ACUCCAAACCCCCUCCGGUACCGGCCCCGCUCCCCACCUUCUCCGGCCCCGCUUCUGCCCCGGCACCGGCACCGCUCCGACCCCUUCCAGGACCGGCACCGACUCCGGCACCGGCCCCGGUACCGCUCCGACCCCUUCCAGGACCAGCACCGACUCCCGCACCGGUACCGUUCCGGUGCUGGUACCACUCCAAACCCCCUCCGGUACCGGCCCCGCUCCCCACCUUCUCCGGCCCCGCUUCUGCUGCGGCCCCGGUACCGCUCCAGACCCCCUCCUGCCCCGGCCUCGCUUCUCCUCCGCCACCGGCAGCGGCCCCGCUCCCCCAGCCCCGUCCCCGGUGCGGCCCCGCGGCUCCCGGAGCGCCGCCCCCGCUCUUCCCCGGGACCCGGCGGCGGCGGCAGGAAGGAGGAAGGAGGGAGGGCGACCUGCUCGGCGGCCGGGCUCUGCCGUCCCUCGCAGCACGAGGUAAAAUGAACAAGAUGAAAAACUUCAAGAGGAGGUUCUCCCUCUCGGUGCCGCGGACGGAGACCAUCGAGGAGUCCCUGACGGAGUUCACGGAGCAGUUCAACCAGCUCAACAACCGGAGGAAUGAAGACCUGGCUCAAGGGCACCUGCAGCUGGGACACCUGGGCAGGGACUUCCGAGCAGACACCAGCCCCAUCUCCCCCUCCGAGGUGGAAGACCAGUCCCCCAUGGCCGUGCGCUACCGCAACAACAACCAGCGCCGCUUCUCCAUGGAGGAUGUCAGCAAGCGUCUCUCCCUGCCCAUGGACAUCCGCCUGCCCCCCGAGUUCCUGCAGAAGCUGCAGAUGGAGAGCCCGGAGUUCCCCAAACACCUCAGCAGGAUGUCCCGACGGGCUUCCCUUUCAGAUAUUGGGUUUGGGAAGCUGGAAACCUACGUUAAACUGGACAAACUGGGAGAGGGCACUUACGCCACUGUCUUCAAGGGACGCAGCAAACUGACCGAAAACCUCGUCGCCCUGAAGGAAAUCCGCCUGGAGCACGAGGAAGGGGCACCUUGCACGGCCAUACGGGAGGUGUCGCUGCUGAAGAACCUGAAGCACGCCAACAUCGUCACCCUGCACGACAUCAUCCACACGGAGCGUUCCCUCACCCUCGUCUUCGAGUACCUGGACAGUGACCUCAAGCAGUACCUGGAUAACUGUGGGAACCUGAUGAGCGUGCACAACGUGAAGAUCUUCAUGUUCCAGCUGCUGCGUGGUCUGGCGUAUUGUCAUGGGAGAAAGAUCCUGCACCGAGACCUCAAACCCCAGAACCUGCUCAUCAACGAGAGAGGAGAGCUCAAGCUGGCUGAUUUUGGACUCGCCAGGGCCAAGUCAGUCCCUACGAAAACCUAUUCCAAUGAAGUGGUCACGCUGUGGUACCGGCCCCCCGACGUCCUGCUGGGAUCUACCGAAUAUUCCACACCCAUCGACAUGUGGGGAGUUGGGUGCAUCCACUACGAGAUGGUCACCGGGAGGCCCAUGUUCCCCGGCUCCACGGUGAAGGAAGAGCUGCAUUUGAUCUUCAGGCUGCUGGGAACCCCGACAGAAGACACCUGGCCUGGAAUAACAUCCAACGAGGAGUUCAAGGCUUACAAUUUCAUGCAGCACCGAGCCCAGCCGUUAAUAAAUCACGCCCCAAGGCUGGACUCGGAAGGCAUUGACUUGCUGAUGAACCUCCUCCUGUACGAGGCCAAAGGCCGGAUUUCGGCGGAGGCGGCCCUGCGCCACGCGUACUUCAAGAGCCUGGGAGAGCGGGUGCAUCUCCUGCCGGACAAUGCCUCCAUCUUCUCCCUGAAGGAGAUCCAGCUUCAAAAGGACCCUGGCUACCGAGCCUCAGCCUUUCAGCAGUCAGCCCGAGGGAAGAACAGGAGGCAGAGUAUAUUUUAAACCUGGAUCUCAUCUUCUUCCCCUUGUCACCAUGGAGAUCAAAGGCACUGAGAAAGGAGAUGGCGACAGGCUCCCACCCGACCCACCGCAGAAUGACUGACUCCAGCAGGACGAUGCUGAAGCGCCCUUGGCCGCAGGCUCCCCCCUGCCCGUCCCCACACCCACAGCCCCUGGAAGCUGCUGGGGAUGGACCUGUGGCCUUUUUCCCCCCUCUCAUUCUCAUGUUGCCCCCAUCAGACAUGAGCUGCCACCCUCUGUGCCGGUGUCAUAGUGAGGAGCUGCCCUGGGCAUUGCCCAGGGUGAAGGACCAUGUGUUGCCCCAGGGAACAGCUCGCUGCCCUCAGGGGGGUGACCGGGCAUGGGGGGGGCAUGGUGUUUUGUGAGCAGAGGGUGGUAUCUCCAGAGCUGGGCUGUGGAUGGUAGCGUUUGGCCCAGGCAGGUGUUCCUCAAAAUGUACCCGUGCUCAGACAACCUGCCCUGCACCCCCUCUCUCUUGGGGAGCCACUUUGCAGCCACCUCUGAGUCGGGGGCACUGGAGAGACUGCAGCUGAAGCACAAAAUCCAGGGCAGCCCUCCUUUAUUUGCCCUUGUCUCUGCCUACGUAACCCCCUUUUUUCCUCCCCGUCUUUGGUACCUGAAUCCUGACAAGGAUGGAGCGGUUGGGAGGAGGCGGCUUCCUAUUGCUUCCCCCAGCAUCUCCCCCCUCCUUGACCACUGCUGUGUCUCCAAAUCUGCUCAGCUGGCUGCUCCCCAGGGAUGUCCUGAGCAAGGGCUGGCUUGGCCCGGGGUGCACGUACCUGCUGGUAGAGCUGGGCAGAAGUGGGGCCAAAGGAGCAUCAGCUCCCUCCUGCCUCCCAUCCCUGCACCAGCCUUUUCCAGGCACCGAUGGAGCAGCCCCCGUCUCGUCGCCGAGCCCCCCCAGCCCAUCACCCUCUCUGCCGUCGUCAUGAGGGGCAGGAGAUGGGUCCCAGCUGGUGUCUUGGGGGCUCAUCUCCCCCCCCCAUCCCCUCGCUGAGCCCCACACGAUGUGGCAGAGCCCGAGCUGCGCAGCCUGUGUCACUGUUCCGCAGUGUCACACACACCCACCUCAGUGCAUUUCUACCCGGAGGAAGGGGGAGAGGUGCCAAACCUCCCACAGCUCAGCUGUGGGGGGCCAGAAAUAGAACCCGGAGAGAAGCAAAUCAUCCCUCAAACCUCCUCGCCCGGCCUCAACGUUUGGAGCCGACGCCGGAUCGUACCGGCCCUGACUCAGACCGAUGCCGUGGGACCGAGGUGCGUGCUCAGAUCUGAGCCUGCUUUGCUGGCCGAGGGCUGCUCCCGGGGCGUUUUUCCCCCUCCCAACACUUCAGGAACGUGCCAAAUCCAUCCUGAGUGCAGGGGCCCUGUGGCACCUUCUCCCCCACAGCCUGAAACCUCUUGGAGCGUGUGAGCGUUGCAAGAAAUCUCUCUGCUGUAUAAUAUUCACAUCCUUUUCUCAGCUCUCCUGGAUGACUGGUCCUGUGUCCCACCAGCUCUCCAGCCCGUGGAUGUGGCCAGGAGACUCUGGAUUUGGCAGGCACUGGGACUGUCACCUGGCAGGACUUGCUGAUGUCUCAACCCAUCACUCUCCCAUCCUGGGAGGCAUCACCCAGGGGACAGGAACUCUGGAUUUCCCCAUCGAGCCAGGCGUGAGGGCUCUGCUUUCUGCUCUGCAGCAUUUCUUCUGGGGUCCUCAGCAAAUGCAAUGUGUGAGGAUUAAAUGAGGACACCCUGGAGCCCCCUAAAGCUUCUGGGGCGAUGCCUCCCUCUGCCCAGUGCUCGAUGCGAUGCGUCCUCUGAGCUUCCCCCAUCAGACCAAAGCUGUUAAUUGGGGUUUAGUCCUAGACAAGCAUCCAGACGUCUGCAUUGUUUGAGGUUUGCCCAUCCCUGCUCGGUUCCCUUCUCGGCAUGUCCAGCGUGCAGCAGGCUGAAUAGUUCAUUAAUUGUUUCCAUUUGAUAGGGGAAGAGCAUGAAUAGCCACCAGCCACCAGUGACGCAUUUCACCCUGGUGUCAGGGCUGUGUUUUCCCUGGUUCCCUGCUCCCAGCUCCUGCCUCGUGGGGCUUCUCCGUCGGGGGGUUUCCCGAAGGGAGCUGUUGGCUGGAGUGACUCCCAGCUCUGACUCCGUCGCCGUUUCUUUCACAAAGGCAGUUUGUAGAGGAAUUUCCUUGGCACGGCAGGGAUCUGUGGUGCAGACUUGCCCUUCCCGGGGUGCCCAGCUCCCGUUGGGAAGUGGCAGCUCAUGGACACAGUGUCCCCCAUGGCAGCACCUUCAGGUACAUGGAGCAGAAUGUUUGUGUGCCUGGGGGGGAGCAGAGCGUGGUUGGGACCAGGGGGAGCAGGAACCCCCUCCACCCGCUCUUGGGGAGCCCGUUUAGGACAUGUUUGACCUGUCUUUGGGCAGUUUUUCUGCUUGGCGUUGCCAUCCCCAUACACUGGGGUUGCCUUGGGAACACGGCGUGGUGGGGCAGAGGGUCCCCAGCCGAACUGUCCCACUGCCACACUGGGAGGAUGGAGACAGACCACACCAGACCCCCCAUUGGUAUCCUCUCAGCUCUCUCUGCUACAAGAAGUGUUCCUGCUGAAGGUCAAGGGCAUCUACAGAAACUGCUGUAGUCGGAACUGCUUUACCCGGGAUCAGAUAGCCAAGACAAAAGGCCUGUUAACUGCUCUUUAUUCUUUCGUAGCCUUUGCCUUUCCUCCUGCAAAUCCUUCCUAAAGGAGACACUGUUAUUUAUUAGCCUUGUACGCUACUAACAAGCCGAAUUUAAGAUAACCCCUUUUGUUCCACCGCGUUUAGUGGAUAUUUGAUUCCUAUUCAGGAGGUCGAUAGUGUGUGUAAAUACCUGGUGCCCCGCUGAGCAAGGUUGGAUUUAUAAGCUCCGGCCGUCGCUGCCGCUCUUGCCUGUGUUGGCUGGCAGAGCCCUGAGCAUCCCGUCUCCCCGCACGAUGCCGACCAAAGCCUUCCCAGCCAUGAGGAAAAGGUGCUGCAGGUCGGCAGUGAUUGGAGCCUGGAGCCAAAUCCCCCUUCUCCAUCUCCUGGGGAUGGUGUUAUGGUCCCCCCUGAGGAGCGCGGGGUCCGGCUGGGGUUAUGAGGACAGGGAUCUCGUGGACACCCCCAUUUAUAGAAGCCCCGAGCCAAAUCCCCCUUCUCCAUCUCCUGAGGAUGGUGUUAUGCU